Messenger RNA from Meriones unguiculatus (Mongolian gerbil), 2126 nucleotides. It is a transcript of the gene Mael, whose product is annotated as maelstrom spermatogenic transposon silencer. The record is from RefSeq and is a predicted model, not a curated record. Bases 77 to 1294 code for a protein of 405 amino acids. Lineage: Eukaryota; Metazoa; Chordata; Mammalia; Rodentia; Muridae. Gene Ontology annotation, cellular component: P granule; nucleus. The transcript has 12 exons. Gene Ontology annotation, biological process: negative regulation of DNA-templated transcription; piRNA processing; spermatogenesis. Gene Ontology annotation, molecular function: sequence-specific DNA binding.
UUACUAAGGGCGGAAGCCCGGCGAGGGCGCCGGCGGCUUGCUGCGUCUCUGAAGGGCGUCGAAGCCCGACGACGCCAUGCCCAACCGCAGGGCCAGCCGCAAUGCCUACUACUUCUUCGUGCAGGAGAAGAUUCCCGAACUGCGCCGUCGAGGCCUGCCCGUGGCCCGCGUGGCAGACGCCAUCCCCUACUGCUCGGCCGACUGGGCGCUCCUGAGGGAGGAUGAGAAGGAGAAAUACUCAGAAAUGGCGCGAGAAUGGAGGGCAGCCCAGGGAAAGGAUUCUGGGCCUUCAGAGAAGCAGAAAAUCGUAUCUACACCACUGAGGAGGCCAGGCAUGCUUGUACCAAAACCAAGCAUUUCUCCCCCUGAUAUGUCAAACUUAAAUAUAAAAAAUGAUCAAGCUCUCCUUGGAGGUAUUUUUUAUUUUCUGAACAUUUUUAGUCAUGGUGAGCUACCUCCUCAUUGUGAACAGCGCUUCCUCCCUUGUGAAAUUGGCUGUGUUAAAUACUCCCUCCAGGAAGGUAUAAUGGCAGAUUUCCACAGCUUUAUCCAUCCAGGUGAAAUUCCACGAGGAUUUCGAUUCCAUUGCCAGGCUGCCAGUGAUUCUAGUCACAAGAUUCCUAUUUCAAACUUUGAAUUCGGGCAUGACCAAGCAACUGUGUUACAAAACCUUUAUAAAUUUAUUCAUCCAAACCCAGGGAACUGGCCACCUAUUUACUGCAAGUCUGAUGAUAGAGCCAGAGUUAACUGGUGUUUGAAGCGUAUGGAGCGGACAUCAGAAAUCAGGCAAGAUCUAGAACUUCUCACUGUAGAGGACCUUGUAGUGGGAAUCUACCAGCAAAAAUUCCUCAAGGAGCCCUCUAAGACCUGGGUUCGAAGCCUCCUAGAUGUGGCCAUGUGGGACUACUCUAGCAACACAAGGUGCAAGUGGCAUGAAGAAAAUGAUAUUCUCUUCUGUGCUUUAGCUGUUUGCAAGAAAAUCGCGUACUGCAUCAGUAAUUCUCUAGCCACACUCUUUGGAAUCCAGCUCACUGGAGCUCAUGUACCACUACAAGACUAUGAAGCCAGCAAUAGUGUGACACCCAAAAUGGUUGUAUUGGAUGCAGGGCGUUACCAGAAGCUAAGAGUUGAGAGCCCAGGAUUCUGUCAUUUCAACUCUUAUAAUCAGGAACAAAGAUCAAACACAUCUACUGCAGUGGCUGCCUCAUCUGGAAAGGAGAGUGAAAACCGCCAAUGUGGAACCCAGGGCCAUGGAGCAGAUGUCCUCAGGAGAGAGCCCUCCCAGAAUCCAUGAUGCAGUGGGUUCGCACCGAGACAGCCUGCGUGUAUGUGUUGUUCUCAGAGAUGCUUUGUCAUCACUGCUCUUUCAAGAGAGGAAACCUCUGUCCCCUAACUGCAGUGCCAGCCUCAUCAGAACCUUCAUGCCACCCAGUGUUCCAGUCCGUCCCCAGGACACGGUCUAAAUUGCCCAAGAAGGACCUGUGGGAGCCCUUUAGACAUUUCAGAAGCUGUUCUUAAUCUUCAGUAACAAACUCAAGUGUGUGUGUGUGCUCUAUCUCUUUUCUAUAUUGCUUUUUGAGAUAGGGUCUCCUCCUGUCUCUGCCUCCCCAGGGCUGCCACGCCCAGCUUCCACGUGGGUUGCUUUGGAUCAAAUCGAGGUCUCAUGAUGUGCAAGCAGUUUCCCGACGGAGCUAUUGCCCUAGGCCCUGAAUUCUGAGCUUUUAAUAUGGUGGCAAAAUCACAGGUCUGGUCCUGCAAUCACGCCGGCUUUACCUCUGCAAAACCAGGGAACAGCCCACCCCAGGUCCCACCUCCAUGCUCUGGAAUGAUUUAGGUCACAGUCUCUCGGUAUCAUUGCUUCUCAUCCUUCCACCAUGCUCGGACUGAAGGUGGACCAACUCCAAUUCCACAGAAGGAGAAAACUGACUAAUGGAAGGUAUCCUCUGACGUUCAUGUUGACACGCAAGCACGUACACACACACACACACACACACUAUUAAGUAAAUAAACGUUUAAAAGGGAAGCCACCUUUGCACUGUAAAAACAAUGUAUGCCUACCAUACACAUUCAUGAACGACAUAAUGCUAUCGGAUCAACUCACUCGGAACUAAAAACAUCCACAUUCU